AUUUCAUUCCUCUCUUUGAAUAUCAGUAUCAACUCUUCUUCAUCGUUCUCUUUCACUGAUGGCUAAGUUUGAGUCAGUUCCAUUUGCUGUUGCUUCAAACCUCAUUCACAGGUUAGCUUCCCCAGAUUUUCUUGAAUUUGGACAGGAGUAUGGUGUGAUGAAAGAGUUGGAAGCGCUUAAGAAGACAAUUGGAUCUAUCAAUGAUGUGCUCCUUGAUGCUGACAACAAGCAAGAACAAGUUCGUGUGCGUAAUUGGAUAUCUGACUUCAAAGAAGCACUUCAUGCUGCAGAUGACUUCUUAGAUGACCUUGCUUUCCAAUUUAAGAGAGACAAAUUAGAUGCAGUACAUCAAAAAGGUCUAAACAAGUUAAUUAAAUAUUGGUCAUCUUCAAAACGAAUUGAUUCUCCCAUUCAAAUGACUCAAGAUAUUAAAAAAACACGAGAAAGUUUUGAUGAUCUAGUAAAAGAAACGAAGGAUUUGAAUUUAAGGCCAAGUUCUAUGGUGGUUAAGCAGACUGACAGUGAAUGGAGGGAAACUGAUAGUUCUGUGUUAGAAUCAGAUAUCAUUGGGAGAGAUGAUUGUAAAAAGGAGAUUAUUAGUCUGUUGAGACAAGCAUGUGAAAAGGAAAAAGUUUCUGUGAUUGCUAUUGUUGGCAUUGGUGGUUUAGGGAAGACAGCUCUUGCACAAUUGGUGUAUAAUGACUUGGAAGUGCAGAAAUUUUUUGAUAUGCAAAUGUGGGUGUGUGUCUCUGAUAACUUUGAUGUGAAAACUAUUUUGAAGAAAAUAUUAGAAUCAAUUAUUGGUGACCAAGUUGAAGACAAGUUAUCAUUAGGCAACUUGCAAAAAAAACUUCACCAAAAAAUAAGUGGUAAGAAAUAUUUGUUGGUCCUGGAUGACAUUUGGAAUGAGAGACAUGAGAAAUGGGCUGAAUUGAGAAAGUACUUAAUGUGUGGUGCGCACCAUAGUAAGAUUUUAUUGACAACUCGAAGUGAAAAUGUAGCAGAGGCAAUGACUGCUAGCCUUUCCUAUCCUUUGAAAGGUUUGACUGAUGAAGAAUCUUGGGAUUUGUUGAGGAACAUUGCAUUUAAGGAUGAUUCCAGAGGAGUGAAUCAAAAUCUAGAAUCAGUGGGGAAAGAAAUAGCAAAAAGAUGUAAUGGGGUUCCCCUGGCGGUUAAAUCGCUAGGAGGCCUGUUACGAGGACAAAAUGAAGAAAGUGAAUGGGAAGAUGUUUUACGUGGUGACUUCUGGGAAUUAUGUGAAGAGCAAGAUAGUAUUAUGCCCAUUCUAAAACUCAGUUACCACAUCUUGUCGCCAGAAAUGAGACAAUGUUUUGCUUACUGCUCUUUGUAUCCCAAGGAUUCAGAAAUUCUAAAGGAUGAGUUGAUUGAGUUAUGGAUGGCACAGGAUUACCUUAAAUGUUCAACUGUAAAACAGCGCAUGGAAGAUGUAGGUAAUCAAUUUGUAAAGAUGUUUUUGAUGAACUCAUUUUUUCAAGACGCAAAAAGAAGUGAUGAAUAUGGUGAGAUCAUUAGCUUCAAAAUGCAUGAUUUAAUGCAUGAUCUUGCAAUGCUUGUUGCUGGCAAUGAUUAUUGUUACUUGGAUAGUAAGGCAAAAAAAGUUGAAGGUAGUCCCAUGCACGUGUCAUUGAAAUCAGGUGCCGUUCAUUUGUUGAAAUCAUUAGAUCCAAGCAGGCUGCGAACUCUGAUUUUGCCGUAUGACAUUGUAGAGGAAGAAUAUUUGUGUGUUAUUGCAGAGUUCAAAUACUUACGCGCCUUGAGGGUGGCAGUUUCUUCCUUCUGCAAAUUGUUUGAUUCAACUGGAAUAUUUAAGCAUUUAAGAUAUCUUGAUAUUGCUGAUGAUGAAUCCUUGAGUGGGAUGGCAGCUGGGUUGGGAAAAUUGUGCUCGCUGCAGUCCUUACCAACCUUUGUUGUGGGAGAUAGCGAAGCAAAAUAUGGAACACUAAAUGAAUUGAGAGACUUGAACCUAAGAGGCAAAUUAGAAAUCAAGCAUCUCGAUCGCGUGAGAGACGUGGCUCUGGAAUCAGAGGAAGUAAAUUUAAAAGGAAAAAAAUUCCUUCAAUCCUUGACUCUAAAUUGGUCGCGUACAGACUUCCAUAACAGUGGCAGCUCAGAAUUAUUAGAAAACCUUGAGCCCCCCCAUAAUCUUAAGCGAUUGGAGGUGAGGUGGUAUCCAGGUGUGCUUUUCCCAGAAUGGUUUUCUCUCCUCAAAGAUGUUGUUGGCAUCACUCUCUAUGAGCUUGGUAAUUGUAGCUGUCUCCCACCUUUGGAACAUCUCCCUUACCUGAAGUCACUUGCGAUAGAGUGUCUUCGUGAAUUGGACUACAUAUAUGAAGAUGGUUAUGAAGAUGGUUUUGCAGUAACUUUCUUCCCCUCCUUGGAGAGCCUCACAUUAUUUGAUUGUCCCAAGCUCAGGGGAUGGCAGAGGCGGGGAGAUGAUAUUGAUUCACCUAAUCUCUCCUUACCUCUUUCAUUUCCUCAUCUUUCUCGACUAAGAGCCUCUUGUUGUCCCCAGUUGACUCGCAUGCCUACUUUUCCAAACGUUAAGAAUUUGGAUUGGUAUGAAUGCAGUGCGGAGCCAUUAAUAGAAACACUAAACACAACAGCGUCAACAUGGUCAGCUGACUCAUCUUCCUCUGCUGCUGCUCUUUCCAUGCUCAAACAAUUGACGAUUUCUAGUCCUAUGAAUUUACCAGAGGGUUGGAUGCAAAAUCUGACUUCUCUCGAGUCUCUCCAAAUUGGAUGUGAAAGUGAAACACUUGAGGAAUUGGACAACAACAACUGCCUUCCCUGUUCUCUGCGAAAAAUCAACUUGUAUUGGUGUAGAAGGCUAAAUUCUUUGCCAGAUUGGAUUUGCAACCUCUCAUCGCUGCAGCAUAUCACAAUCUCACACUGCCCAGAAUUGGCAUCGUUACCCGAAGGAAUGAGUGGUCUUACCAACUUAAAGAUCUUUGAGGUCGUGGAUUGUUCCCUCUUACUUGAAGAAUGCCGAACAGAGACAAGUGCUGUUAGUCGCCAAAUCGCACACAUCCCACAAAUUAUCCUUACGGAACGUACGGAUUGACCAUAGGUUGGGUUUGAGAGCCGUGUGAUGGGUGACUAUCCGGCACGGUUCGGAGAGCACUUUUAGUCUGCAUAGGUGAAUGGAAGCCCUUCUAUCAAGCAAGCAAGAAGCCGCUAUUCCCAUGGCAGAGUCAUCGUUUACUCUAUUCAUUAUUACGGUAAAUUAGUGUAUCAAGAUGUCAAUCUGAGAUCUUAUUCGGAGUGUACAUUUGUUUCAAAGAUAAAUACAAAUUAUCCUAAUAAUAUAUUUAAUGCU
Abrus precatorius (Indian licorice) is the source of this 3337-nucleotide messenger RNA. RefSeq names its product putative disease resistance protein RGA3. Gene Ontology annotation, molecular function: ADP binding. The record is from RefSeq and is a predicted model, not a curated record. Lineage: Eukaryota; Viridiplantae; Streptophyta; Magnoliopsida; Fabales; Fabaceae. Gene Ontology annotation, biological process: defense response to other organism. The transcript is spliced from 3 exons. Bases 59 to 3082 code for a protein of 1007 amino acids.